Cuscuta campestris is the source of this 1289-nucleotide messenger RNA. Lineage: Eukaryota; Viridiplantae; Streptophyta; Magnoliopsida; Solanales; Convolvulaceae. The record is from the annotation of a GenBank genome assembly.
AGUACUCGAUUUUAAAUUAAUUUUUUUUUUAAAUGCAAAUAAUUUUUUGUUCUCUUGACCUUCCCCGCUAAAAAAUUCCACUAUAUUUUCUGAAAUCUAACUGUCGGCGAUAGAAUUCGCGGCGUCCUUCCGGCAAAGGCUUCGUUUUUCUCAGUUUCAGCUUGGCACUCGAUUUCCAUGGAUCUAAAUGACCUCAACAAGGUAUGGAAGGUGAAACCCCUUCAGAAGAUAAGAGAAGACGAGGCAAGGGAAAUCUUAGAAAAAGUAGCAAAACAGGUCCAACCAAUCAUGCGCAAAUGGAAUUGGAAAGUCGAACUCCUUUCUGAAUUUUGCCCUCCAAAUCCAUCUCUAUUAGGGCUCAACAUAGGAGGAGGGACAGAGGUCAAGCUAAGAUUGCGCAGACAUAAUAACGAGAAUGUGAAGAACUUAUGGCUAAAGGAAUUACAGGCACAGGGAAAGGGUUUGAUCUUCCUGGAAAGUGACUUGGAGGAUUUUCCCGCCAGCUUCCAUUACCCUUAUUGAGGCAGAAGACGCUGUCGGCUGCAGAAAUCAGAGCACAACUAGGACAAAUGUUGCCAAACAGGCCAAAACGCAUUGGUGGUGAUAAUAUCAUCAAGGCUUCUCUGAGCCCCAUUCAAGCUGCUGCAAUGGCUGCUGAAAGGCGGUUACUUGAUGAUGUGUGGUGUGGAUCCGAAUCUCUGGUGGCUAAACCAUCUUCUGAUUCUGAAACUUCUAACGUUUCCCGAGUACAGAAAGAUGGGUUCAUUGAGAGCUCACUUCAUACAACAGACUCUAUUCCGACAUGGCAAUGCAGUGCUUGUACUUUAUUGAAUCCGAAUCUAGCUCUUUCCUGUGAAGCUUGUGGAACACUAAAGAAUAAGAAGGAAGGGAGUGAGAAAUCAAAGGUGUGGGCUUGCAAGUUUUGUACAUUGGAUAACAGUGUGAAGUCAGAGAGAUGCAUGGCUUGUGGGGAGUGGCGAUACUCGUACGGCCCCCCUAGUUCUUCUCAUGGACCGUACCUUGGAACGUGAUAGAGUGAUGGACCACUAAAUCAUGAACAAACAAUCCUCCUAAUUUCAUAUGAUAGUGGUAAGGAUUGUGUACUCUGAAUUAUUAUAGGGAAACUUAAUUAAUAGGUUAGUGUUCUUGUUACUAAUUAGGUUUUUGUUGUGACAUAGGAUCACGCAAGACUCGAUGAAGUUGUUUAAAAUAACAACACAACAUUAUAAAAACACAGUGAAGAACAAAAGGUGCUCAACCUUUUUGUUCAAUAAAUAGUCUUGCCUUUU